Messenger RNA from Antechinus flavipes (yellow-footed antechinus), 9282 nucleotides. RefSeq names its product ribosomal RNA processing 8 (gene RRP8). The coding region runs from base 1 to 1614 and encodes 537 amino acids. The transcript has 7 exons. Gene Ontology annotation, molecular function: methyltransferase activity. The record is from RefSeq and is a predicted model, not a curated record. Gene Ontology annotation, biological process: cellular response to glucose starvation; rDNA heterochromatin formation; regulation of transcription by glucose. Lineage: Eukaryota; Metazoa; Chordata; Mammalia; Dasyuromorphia; Dasyuridae. Gene Ontology annotation, cellular component: chromatin silencing complex; rDNA heterochromatin; nucleolus.
AUGGGUUCGUGGCCCCGCCCCCGCCUCAAGUUCGCACGAUUCCUUACCGGGGCUCCAGGGGCCAGGUCCAACCGUAGCUGCCUCCUACUCCGGCCGCUGCCUCCUCCGCCAGCCCUGCCACACCCGCCUCGGAUCCCGGCCUGGCCCCGCCCCUCGCCACGCCGCCGCUCUGGGCGUCCACAGCCUCCUCUCGCUGGUCUCUAUCGGGCGGAGCAACCGCUCUGGGCGCCCACAGCCUCCUCUCGUUGGUGCCCGGCGAGCGGAGCGGUCGCUCUGGGCGCCCAUAGCCUCCUCUCGUUGGUCCUGGUUUAUAGCCGUGUCGCACGUGGUCCCGGAUCCCCCAUGUUCGAGGAGCCUGAGUGGGCGGAGGAGCCCCCGGCCCCGGCCGCCCGCACUCCCCCGAUCCCGCGCGCUAGGGUUAAGCCGGCGCCGCGCGCCAAGGGCUUCAGCCGUAAACAGCUCCAAACUACAUUACAAGCACUCCAGGCUGCAGCACUGCCUUAUCCUCUUCCUAACCAAGAGGGCAAUGACUCCAACUCAGAUUCUGACCUUGAGGAGGAGAAGAGAAAAAAGAGGAAGAAGACCCCCAAACUGGCUCCAUUUAUGGAAGAAAAUUCAAAGCUACCAGUUCAAAGAGUAAAAAUUAAGAAAGGAGAGAGCAAAGGCUCUGGAGUCCCAGGUAAUAGUGAUCUGGUCCCUGUGCUUCCUCAGAAGGACCCAGCCCUCACGAGGACCACUUACAGACCAGUGGAAGAUAGGAAUACCACAGAACCAAGGCUAAGCCGGAAACAGUGGAGAAACCGUCAGAAAAAUAAAAGGAGACAAAAGAAUAAGUUUCUGCCCCUGAAGCCACAAAGUGUUGCAGCUCCUGAACAGGAGAGGGCCCCUGAACUGACAGAGGAGUGUGAGCCAGCAUUGGAAGCAAAGGAGUCAAGAUUAUCUCUGGACCGGGGUGGGAUGCUGCGGGAAAAGAUGAAGCUACGGCUUGAAGGAGCUCGUUUCCGUUUCCUCAAUGAGCAGCUUUAUUCUGUAACCAGCAGUGCCGCAAGCCAUAUUUUCCAGGAAGACCCUGAGGCCUUUGAGCUUUACCAUCGUGGCUUUCAGAACCAAAUAAAGCGAUGGCCCUUGAAGCCUGUGGACCGAAUUGUGAAAGAUUUGAAACAGCAGCCAGCAUCCCUAGUUGUGGCAGAUUUUGGUUGUGGAGACUGUCACCUUGCCUCUAAUGUCAGGAACACCGUUCACUGCUUUGACCUUGCUGCACUUGACCCCCGUGUCACAGUAUGUGACAUGGCCCAGGUACCCCUCAAGGAUGAGUCUGUGGACAUUGCCGUUUUCUGCCUUUCAUUGAUGGGAACAAAUCUGAGUGAUUUCCUGAAGGAGGCAAACCGAGUGCUGAAACCAGGAGGCCUGUUGAAAAUAGCUGAGGUAGCCAGCCGGUUUGUGGAUAUGAGGAGUUUCUUGGGAGCCUUAGCCCAGCUGGGCUUCAAGCUUGUCUCCAAGGACUUGACCAACAAUUACUUCUACCUGUUAAACUUCCACAAGACAGGACCUCCCAAGGCUCAGGGUCCCCUUCCAGGCCUGACUUUGAGACCAUGUCUGUAUAAACGCCGGUGACUCAGUCUGUCAUCUUUCUGUCUCCACCCUGAUGCCUCAGGACUGAGCUACCAUUACUACCCAGUCAUGAAGGCUCCUUGAUAGUACAGAAGCUUGUGCACAGAAGCAUUGUGAUAGGACAUGGACCAGGGCAGCAGAUGAGGAGUUUAUGAAGAUUGAAUUGACUUGUACAGAAGGACUUGGGCAACAAGGUGGGGGAUUUUCAAAGAGAAUCCAUAGUUCAAGCCCUGACUUGAACUAUGAAACAAUAGUAAGAAUGAUCAACUUCAUCUCUUUGGGCUGCCUUCUCCUCAUCAAUGAAGUAAGAAAUGGAUCUUGGGUGAGAUCUGAGAACCAUGCAGGUUCUGAACUAAUAGGAUGGGGGAAGGGAGAUGAAUAGCAGCCCCUCCAGUUUUUCGUAUCUCAUUGAAGAAAUAAAGCUGUGUUGGAGUUUGACUCCUGACUCUUUUUGUAGCUACUAUCCUUCCUGACUUCUUGCAUGAUCUGUGGUUUCAGCAAAUUUCCAGCUCCUUGGAAUAAAAUAGAAACAGGAACAGACCCAAUUGUAACUGCAUGUAUGAGAUAAGAGGCCCCUACAUGGGCCAAGUGGACAGGAAGGACAGCUAGACCUAUAGGGAAGGUCCUCAAUCUGUGUGACCCAGAACCUAGAGAAUACCUCUCAGGACCUAAUGCCAGCUGAUUGUCACAUAUCAAAGGAUCUUUUAUUACUAGGAGAGGCAGAAUUCAAAAACACUUGUGUUUUUUUUUUUUAAAAGUUAUAAUUGAUUCCUUUUAUUUUUAUGUUAGUCAUUUCUGAAUAUAUCAAAGUCCCUAGUUUCUUUUUUGGCAAAGGAAAAAAGAUGGCAAAACCCAUGAAUGCUUAAGACAUUCUGCCAGUAUUUCCAUCCUUGUAUAUCCCCUUUCCAUCAAAAGGGCACUGUUCAUCUCAUUAUUUUCAUAUAUAGUUUCUUGUUCUAUUGUUUUUCAAUCAUGUAACCCCAUUUGUGAUUUUCUUGCUGUAGAUACUAGAGCAAUUUGUCAUUUUCUUCAUUUUAUAAAUGAGGAAACUAAGGCAAACAGGACACACAGCUAGUAAGAGUCCGAGGUAAGAUUAAGACUUCCUGAGUUCAGGCCCAAUCUACUGAGCCCCUAAUUGCCCAAUUAGUCUAGCUGUGUGAUCUUGCCCAAGUCGCUUCACCCUGCUUGCCUCAGUUUCAUCAUCUGUAAAAUAAUCUGGGAAAGGAAAUGGCAAACAUUCCAGUAUCUCCUCCAAGAAAACCCCAGAAGGAGUUGGGAAGAGUUGAAACGACUAAACAAUAAUCAAUGGGUAUACACUUUGGUUUUGGCAUUUUGCUGUCACAGUAAGUACUGUUAGGAACAUUUUGGUAUAUGUGAUCCUUUCUGCCUUUUUUUGAUCUUUGUGGGAUUUAUUUCUUGCAGCGGAUUGUUGAUUGAAAGGGCACAAGCUGUUGUCUUAUUUUGGGGUAUGCUUCAACAUUGUUUUCUAGAAUGGUCAAACCUGGCCAUACUUACACUUGUCUUCUUGCAGCCUCUUCAGUGUUGACUCUCCAUCUUUUAUUACUGUUGCCUAUUUACUGGGAUUGAGGUAAAACCUCAGAGCAGUUUUAAUUUGCAUUUCUCUUACCAAUAACGGUUUGGAAUAUUCUUUUAUGUGAUUGUUAAUAGUCUGCAUUACUUGUUUUUUGUUACUGUUUGUACCUUUGACUACUUCUCUGGUAAUCAGAAUUGGCUUUAUGGGUCCAAGUCACACGCAUCUACGUUGCAUGUUGUCCAGUGUUGUUCAUGAAUCUAGUUUAAGAGUUUAUUCCCUACCAGGACCCCAGCCAUCGCAAAAUCUGCCCCUCUUACACUUCCUGUCUCUGCUGAUAGGAUAUUCAGCCCCAACCUAGUGAUUUUAAAGAAAACUGUCAAAAAAAGAACUGCUAUUUAUGGCUUGACUGUGGUCAUGCCAAGGGCAAGAGAUGGCAUUCAUCUGUGCUCCCUGUGUACCCAGAGGGUCAUUUCAUUAUCCACAGAGAUCAUGUUGACAUAGUCAAUUAGGAAUGCAUUUGGAGUUUUAAAUGGUUUGAGUUUACUGAGGAAUCUUGGGGGUAGGGAAGAAGGUGCAAGAAAGAAUGGAUAGCAUGAAAAAAAUGAGUGACAGAUGUGGUGACUUUAGGGGAACAGGAAGGAAAAUGACAUAGCUGGGCUGAUCACCCCACUUUUAAUGCACUUUCCCCAUUUUCCUUAGUGAACUUCUUAACCCUUGAUUGGCUAGUUGACAGCAGCUCAGUGAUCUGUCUCUUAAUUUCCAUGCCUGCUGUGAGGGAUAAUUGGGUACUGGAAUUCCAGCUGCAUUAGGCUCUAGGGUAGUGGUUCUCAAAGUCAAGUCCAGAGAUUCUCUGAAACCCUUUCAGAAGGUCUGCAAAUUCAAAUUAUUUUUUUUUCUAAUAUGGCAAAUAUCAAUACAAAAAUUCUUCAGACAGAUCCUCAGUAGUUUUUUAAAUAGUAUAAAGAUAGUGAAAACAAAAGUUUGAGAACCACUGCUCUAGGGGAUAGGGAAAGCAUUGCUAACCUGGAGAAGGCUUCUAACAAAUCUACUUUCCAUAACUAUAACCUUGAAUCAUUAGAAAGGACAAAAGCACAUAUCAUAAAUGGGCAUUUUUUGCAACAGCAAAAUAUAAAACAGCCAUAGUAUAGGCAACAGAAUACAAACUAAGAAUUCUCAGCCUAUCACAGAUUAGUUUUAAACAGACACCUACAAUAUACCAAACAAGGCUAAGUGAUGGGAAAUUAACCCCCCCCCCCAAAAAAAAAAAAAAAACAAAUAAAUAAAUAAAGGCAAAAGAUAAUCCCCUCUAUUAGAGAGUUCACAAAUAAGGGAAACAAUGUGCAAAGAAAUAUAUACAAACGAGCUCCAUAUAGAGUAAAUAGAAAACACUUAACAGAAGGAAUGUACCAGAAUUAAGAGCACCUGGUAGAAUAUCUUGUUCAUGGAACAAAGAGGCCAGUGUCACUUAAUUAAAUGGUAUAUGUUGAGGAGUCAGGUAUAAGAAAACUGGAAAGGGUUAGAUUAUGAAGUAGUUUAAACACCAAAUAGGAUUUCGUAUUUGAUCCUGGAGGCAAAAAGUAGCCACUAGAGCUUAUUGAAUAGGAGAGUGACAAAGUCAGACCUAUAUUUUAGGAAAAUCACUUUGGUGGCUAAAAGGAUGAGUUGGAGUGGGGAAGAGACAUGAGGUAGACAGGUCCUUCAACAGGGUGUUGUAGUAGUCUACAUGUGAGGCUUUUGUAAUAAUCUAGGUAUGUGAUGAGAGAGCCAGCCCCAUAGUGAUAGGAAAAGACAGAAGGGGGCAUAUUUGAGAGUUGUUGCAAAGGUGAUUUGACAGGCCUUAGAAAUAUCUUAGAUAUGGCGGAAUGGAUUGAAGUGGGGAGAUAACAGUAAUAGAGAAGCUAAGAGGGAGGAAGAGAACAUAUAAUGAUUUCCUUUUGGGGCAUGUUGACUGUAAGAUGUCUAAAUGGACAACCACUUUGAAAUAUCUCAAAGACGAUUAGAGAUUCAAAAUUAGAAGUCAACAGAGUUUAAGGUAGGAUAGGUAAAUUAAAAAUGAAUAAAGAGUUGGUCAAUUCAUGAGAUCUGUAAAGAUCAUCAAGUAAAGUAGUAUAAAGGGAGAAGAUAAGACCUGAGUGAAAAUCCUGAAGAAUACUUAUGGAUAGAAGACAUGGUCUGAAAGAGAUUUCAGCAAUGGAGAUAAAAGUGGUCAGAUAGGAGAAGCAGGAGAGAAUGAUGUCCCAAAUAUCUACAGAGAAGAGAGUUUUUUAAGGAGGAGAGUAAUCAACAGUGUCAAAAGCUUCAGAGAUAUUGAAGAGAAUGAAGAUUAAGAAAAGCCACUGGAUUUGACAAUUACAAAAUCAUUUGGUUAACUUUGGAAAAUAGUUUUGGUGGAAUGAUAAAAUCUGAAGCUAGAUUGUAAGGGGCUGAGAACGAGAGGAGAGAAAGAGGAGGUAUCUAUUUGUAAAUCCAAGAUAGCCUUUUCAAGAAGUUUAAAUACAAAGAGCAUGAGAGAGAGGACAAAAAUUAUCCAGGAUGGAAAAGUCAAGUGAACAUUUUUUAAAGAUGGAAGAGACAUCAUCAUAUUUGUAGAUAUUAAGAAGGGAGCCAGUAAACAGGGUGAGAUUGAAAAAUACUAGAGUGGGAAUAACAGAAGGGGCAGGAUAUAGGAAGAGGUAGGAUGUUACCAAGAUCACUUGAGCAGAUAGAUUUAGCUUUGGUAAAGAGUAAGGCAACUUUACAUGGAAAAAAAGUGGAGGAAAUAGUGACAGAAAGCAUAAGAAUAACAUAAGAGAAAGACUAGAGAAGAGAGCUCAUGACAAAAUCAGUUUUUCUUGUAAGAGGCAAGAUUCUCAACUGAGGAUGGGGGGAUGAGUAGAGGUUUGAGAUUCGACAAGGGAUGAAAAGGUUUGGAAAGGGCAGAAGCUGAUUAUUGGGGAAUCAGGGGACUAAAAGCAGGGUUAGUGGAAAACUAAUAGAUUAUGGAUUUAGGAACUUUUGAACAUGUAGGCAGUACAUUUGUGGGUAAUGACAAGCUCAAAGAUAUGACUGCUGGGAUAGAGGAGCAGGUCAUGAGAAUUGAGUAGAUUAAGGAACUCAAUGUCUAAAGUAUUUGAGAACCAGUAUCUAUGUUGAAGUCUCCUAGUAUAAGAACAAGAAAGAAAAACUGUUAUACCAAAAUUAUUGAGAAAGGGGAGAGACCUGGAAGUCUAUAGAAAACAGCUUCUAGGAUUUUGAUUGGGUGGUAUAUAGAGCUACUGCGUGGUGAAUUAUGAGAGGGAAAAUCUGGAAGUGGUAUUAGUGGGAGGUAAGAUUAUUCUAACUCCUCUGACUCUACCAGUGAGUUAGGUGAAGAUAAGGAGACUAUAUGCUGGGAGUGGGGAGGAGGAAUGAAAGGAAUGGAAGAAGAGAUUUAGGAUGAAGAGAUCAUUGCUUAUAGAACAAGCAUAAAGGGGUGAGUCUUUAGUUGGAACUUUGGGGUGGGAGGAUUGAGAAGAAUCUGAUGGUGGAGUAUGGGCAAUGGAAUUUGGAUAAUGAUUUAAAAGGAAGGUGCCACUCCUUUUCCCAAAAAAGAUUGGAGAUUGAGUUGGAAACAAGUGCAGUGUUUGAGGAAAGGCCCAUAGUAGCUGGUCUGAUGGGAGCCUUCAUUUUACUAUUCUUCCCUUUGAAGGCUGGAAAUUGGGCAGGAAAUGAUGAAAAAUCAAACCCACACCCCUAGAGAUGGAAAUCCCACUACCCAUCAACUUUCUUUUUCCUCUUCUCUCAUGGGACAGGCACAGCUAGAAAUGAGAUGCCUGAGAUCAAAGGAAAGGUCAUUUCUCUUUGAAUCAGAAGUUUUCCACAUCAUGGAGAUCAGGCUGGCAGGAGGAGGUAGGAAUUCUUAUACUGGCACAGAUGGAAGUUGGCAUGGCCUGGGUAUUCUAAAGUGGUCUAGAUGAUUUGAAGGCCAGAAGCCCUAAUAAUUCUUCUCUUCCCCUUCCCCCAAACUGGUUCUCCAGGUACCAGCCUUACAUGAUUUAACUUAAAGAGUUUCAAGAUCUCAGGAGUUAGCAGGGACCUCAGAGACUAUCUGAUCCAACUCAUACCUGAAUAUCAAUCUACAAUCUCAACAAAGUGGUCACCCAGCUCUGGUCAAAUACCUAGUAAUGAAGAGUCUACUACUUCUGCUUUCAGGGGCCAAGCUGAAUAGUUCUAAUCCCUCUACUACAGGACUAGAAAUCCCCCCUUAAUGCUUUUCUGAGAAGAUAAAAAUUGUUACUUUAAUCAGUCCUUCUGUUAUAGUCUAUUUUGUCCAGUCAUUCUGGUCUCAGUCCGCUGAAUUGUAAUUCAGCUUAACCAUUUCAGUCCUAAAAUAUUACAUAUAGAGCUAAAUACAAAUAUUAGUCUUUUUUAGCUUCCAUGUUCACAUUAAUCCGUAUUGAGUAUGUAAUCCACGAAAAUCCCCAUGCCUUUUCCCUAAAACUGUUCCAAAUGUUCUCUUCUGUAUUGGUGCAACUGGUUAUUUUAAACUUGUACAGCCCUAUAUUUAUCCUUAAUUUUAUUUUUUUAGAGAAAGUUGAAGUAUAAAAUUAAUGAAGAAUGUUAAGUAGCAUCAGUAUGAUGAGGGAACCUUAACUUUAAUUUAGAAGACCUUAAGAGUCUUGGCCCAUAAAUUAGUUGUAUGGUCUUAGGCAGUCUACUUCACCUAGAUUUAUUUGUAAGGAAAGGCUCUGAUCUUUAUAUUGCCCAUCUCAGGGUUGGGAAACAGUCUGAUAAACUAUUACCAAGUACUAUAUAAAUGAGCUAUUUUUUAAAAUUUUAUUUUCCUUUUUUUGGGUUACAUUUUAAAUUCCAAAUUCUUUCCCUCCUUCCCCACUAUUUACUAAAGAAGACCAUGAUUUGAUGUGGAAAACUAUUAUAUGUGUACUUCUAUUUUGUUAGAAACUUUACAAAGUGAUAAGUCAGUUGCCUAAUUUACAUGGUAUUUAUUAGCAAAUUCUCUAGCUCACUAAUGUGUUUAAGUACUCAUUGGAGUUCACACUUUUGGGAGAUUCACAAGUCAGAAACCCACAAUCCCACUCUCAGAAGAAUCAAUCUUUGAAUUCACACCUCUAAAAGAGCAUAAAAAGGAGCUGAGUUAGUGAAAUGAGUCAGUUCAGAAGAAGCCCACUCUUGUAGGCAGAACCAGAUUCAUUCAUAUCAUCUCACACCACCAUGGUGGCAGGCUCUCCGACUUCGCUUCUCCAUUGAAAGAUAGGCCUCUAAGAAAGCUACCCGGGCCCAAGGAAUGAGACAAGACUUGGAAGGAUAAAAUAAACGUUUGGAUUUUAUCAACUGGCUGCGUUUGAAGUUAUUACUUGGAAUGGAAACUAAGGCUGCCUCCAGAAAACCUCCCCAAGAAACCUGUUCCUACAGAGCAUUAUAUUUUAAAGAAGAGAACACACUAUUUUUCUGAAUUUUGUGGAGAUGUUCUGGAGCAAUCUUCCUUCGUAGGUUCUUUAUAGCUGAUUUUAAUUGUUCCAAAUGGUAUCUGCAAAAAGACUAUUAUCUCAUUGCCCAUUCUGGUUUCAAUUUUUCUUCCCAUAUUGCUAUUGCUAACAUUUCUAAAUUAUAUUGAUAAUGGGCAUCCUUGUUUCACUCCUGAUCUUUUUGGGAAAGCUUCUAGCUUAUCCCCAUUAGAGAUGCUUUCUGUUGGCUUUAAGUAGAUGCUUAUCAUUUUAAGGAAAAAUCCAUUUACACUUAUGCUUUCAAGUAUUUUCAAGAGGAAUAAAUUCUAUAUUCUGUCAAAGGUUUUUUCUGUAUCUGUUUGAUGUACCUUUUGUUACUUUUAUCUUAAAUUGUCCCUGUAUUCCUGAUAUAAAUCCCACUUGAUUAUAAUGUAUAUUGUAUAUAUAUUGUAGCCUACUAGUUAUUUUAUUUAGGAUUUUUGUAUCCAUAUUCGUUAAAUUGGUUAUGUUUUUUGUGUUUCUGUUCCUGAGUUAUCAGCAUCAUAUCUGCUUCAUAAAAGCUUGAUAGGACUCUUUGCCUAUUACUCCAGAUAAAUUAUUUAGCAUUGGAAUUUAUCUUUAAAUGUUGGUAGAAUUCACAUAAAUCCAUCUGGUCCUGCUGUUUUCUUAUGCUCCUUAGUUUUAUUUUUUCUAAAUAAAUUUUAAAUAAUUUUC